Racocetra fulgida is the source of this 371-nucleotide messenger RNA. The record is from the annotation of a GenBank genome assembly. NCBI's taxonomy places the organism in Eukaryota, Fungi, Glomeromycota, Glomeromycetes, Diversisporales, Gigasporaceae.
AUGCCAAAGUCAAAAUGUAAAAAUGCUGCAAAAGAACGUAUAUUUACACAAGGCAGAGAUAAUGAAGGAAGGUUUUCAAAAUCCAUAGACGCAGAAAGUAGUGAUUCAGAAUAUAGUGAUCCUGAACUUUUAAUUUUUGAAUCCGAGAACAAUAAUGAGGAAGAACUUGAUAAUGAGAUAGAACCUAAUAAAGAAGAAGCUAAACGGUUAAUUAAUGAAGACAAUUCUUUUUAUAACUUAAAGUGGGAUAAUAAUGCGGCUGGUGAUCGGUUACCAUAUUAUUCUGGUGGUUCAAAACAUGUUAAGUAUGAAAUGUCAGACUCAAAUACAAGCGAUUUAGACAUAACAAAUGACAAUUCUAUUUCAGAACA